AUGUCCAAUAACGAGGCUAGCAAGCUCUACGAGACCAUCAUCGAGGAUGUCAUCAACGAUUCAAGGCAGGACUUUGAAGACAGUGGCAUAGACGAGUCGACGUUGCAAGACUUGCGUAGAAUAUGGUGUGAAAAGUUGUCACAGGCACAAGUGGCCAAGUUUUCCUGGGACGAGGACGACGCCGCCGAUAUUCAUCAACACCCACAAGUAUCUCAGGCCUCUGCCUCGAAUGGCUCAGGUCUUGAGUUGCCGACUGUAAAUGGUGAUGUUCUUUCGUAUAACACUGUGUCCAGUGGAAUUGGCAUUGAGCUUCCAGAUAUAACUAAAAAGGAUGACGUAGAUGAUACCGGCUUGAUGUUGCCCAAAAUAAACCAGGCUGAUGGUACCUUCGAAUUUACAAUCUACACCGAUGGUGCUGACAAGUUCAUGAAUGCAUUAAAGAAAAGCGACAAUGAAAACAAAAGUAAGAAAAGGAUCGUCCAGGCUGACGGAACGUUUGGAGAAGAUGACGAUGAUGAUGACGAUAUAUUUAACGACUCAGACGACAUCAACUCCGAUUUAGAUGACGACUUGGAGAGCGAAAAGUCGGACGACGAAGAUGGUGACCAGGUGGGCCAAAUCAUGUUGUGUUUGUACGACAAGGUGCAAAGAAUUAAAAAUAAGUGGAAAUCAAACUUAAAGGAAGGCAUUGCAAAUAUAGAUGGCAAGGAUUACGUGUUUCACAAGGCUACAGGCGAAAGCGAAUGGUAG
Molecule: messenger RNA, 750 nt
Organism: Scheffersomyces stipitis CBS 6054
Lineage: Eukaryota; Fungi; Ascomycota; Pichiomycetes; Serinales; Debaryomycetaceae
Gene: TOA1
Product: transcription initiation factor IIA large subunit
Exons: 1
Coding region: 1-750 (249 amino acids)
Biological process (GO): transcription by RNA polymerase II; transcription initiation at RNA polymerase II promoter
Cellular component (GO): transcription factor TFIIA complex
Source: RefSeq, a predicted model, not a curated record